AAUUUAAAUUCUCAUAAUUUAGCAAAAAAAGAAAGAAUUAAAAAAUUCUCAUAUUUCAGAUAUUUGGAGCGCUCCAAUUUUGUUUCUCCUCGGGGUCAAUUAAUCUUCUCUCGCCUGAAUUGUUUCAUUAUUCAGGUGUCUAUAAAUUUAAUAAAGUUGUGUUUAAAUUAAGCAUGGCAGAAGUAAGCCUAGGUGUUCUUAUAGACAUUGUGGAUGAGGAAUGGAUGAGGGACACUCUGCCUGAUGAUGAUCUCCAGUUGCCGCCUGAACUUGCUCCUAAAACCGAGGACGCUGAAGAUUCAAAUCAGGAGACUCCACAAGCUGACGGGGAUGCUUGGCAUGAUCUCGCAUUAGGAACUCAAUAAGGUUCCUUUACGAGUGAGCUUUGCAGCUUAAUUUUUAUGGGAACGUGAAACAUUGGAAUCUAUGUAAACCAUUAGUAUUUUUCUACAUUUGCUGUUGUGAGUAAAUUAUAUGCAUUUUACCCUGUGAAGUUUGCAUGGCUUUUGUUGCUGGUGAAACAUGUGUUGCUUGCUUUA
This is a messenger RNA of Daucus carota subsp. sativus, 539 nucleotides long. Its product is annotated as anaphase-promoting complex subunit 13. Lineage: Eukaryota; Viridiplantae; Streptophyta; Magnoliopsida; Apiales; Apiaceae. The transcript has 4 exons. The record is from RefSeq and is a predicted model, not a curated record. Gene Ontology annotation, cellular component: anaphase-promoting complex. Bases 174 to 365 code for a protein of 63 amino acids. Gene Ontology annotation, biological process: protein K11-linked ubiquitination.